GCGGUGUCCGGGCCUGGAGGUGCGGGCCGAGGGCAGGCGCGGAGGGGCCCGGCGGACGGCAGCUCGGCCGGGCUCCCAGGCCUCGGGCCUCCCCCGAAGCCCCCCGACUAAGUCUCCGCCCCAGUCCGCCCUUGGACUUGUUUGCUCCGUAGUCGUGGGCCCCGGCCGAGAACUGAAGCCCCACAGACUCCCAGGACACGCGAGGAAUCGCUUCUGUCGGGGGAAUCGCUCGAACUCAGACACCCGGUCCUAGUGCGACCCGGCUGGGACCCGGCUGGGAUGAGGGGGCCAGGCAGGGCAUUAGGCAGAGGCCACCAUGGAGCAGUGUGAGAGCGUGGAGAGAGAGGUGGACAAGGUCCUACAGAAGUUCCUGACCUACGGGCAGCACUGCGAGCAGAGCCUGGAGGAGCUGCUGCAUUACGUAGGACAGCUUCGGGCUGAGCUGGCCAGUGCAGCUCUCCAGGGGACCCCUCUCUCAGCCACCCUCUCCUUGGUGAUGUCCCAGUGUUGCAGGAAGAUCAAAGACACCGUGCAGAAACUGGCUUCGGACCACAAGGACAUUCACAGCAGUGUCUCCCGAGUGGGCAAAGCCAUUGACAGGAACUUUGACUCUGAGGUAUGCGGUGUAGUCUCCGAUGCAGUAUGGGACUCCCGGGAGAAGCAGCAGCAGAUCCUGCAGAUGGCCAUCGUGGAGCACCUGUACCAGCAGGGCAUGCUCAGCGUGGCUGAGGAGCUGUGCCAGGAAUCUACACUGAACGUGGACUUGGACUUCAAGCAGCCUUUCCUGGAGUUGAAUCGAAUACUGGAAGCUCUGCACAAACAUGACCUGGGACCAGCGUUGGAAUGGGCCAUCUCCCACAGGCAGCGUCUGCUUGAGCUUAACAGCUCGCUGGAAUUCAAGCUGCACCGACUGUACUUUAUUCAUCUCCUGGCUGGUGGCCCUGACAAGCAGCUGGAGGCCCUCAGCUAUGCCAGGCACUUCCAGCCCUUUGCUCGGCUGCAUCAGCGGGAGAUCCAGGUGAUGAUGGGCAGCCUGGUAUACCUGCGGCUGGGCUUGGAGAAGUCGCCCUACUGCCACCUCCUGGACGCCAGCCACUGGGCUGAGAUCUGUGAGACCUUUACCCGAGAUGCUUGUUCCCUGCUGGGGCUUUCUGUGGAGUCGCCCCUCAGUGUCAGCUUUGCCUCUGGCUGUGUGGCACUGCCCGUGCUGAUGAACAUCAAAGCUGUGAUUGAGCAGAGGCAGUGCACAGGGGUCUGGAGUCACAAGGAUGAGUUACCGAUUGAGAUUGAACUAGGCAUGAAGUGCUGGUACCACUCAGUGUUCGCCUGCCCCAUCCUUCGCCAGCAAACGUCAGAUUCCAACCCUCCCAUCAAGCUCAUUUGUGGCCACGUUAUCUCCCGAGAUGCACUCAACAAGCUCAUUAACGGAGGAAAGUUGAAGUGUCCCUACUGUCCCAUGGAGCAGAACCCAGCAGAUGGGAAACGCAUCAUAUUCUGACUCCUGCCUGGAAGGAACUUUAUUUAAAGAGAUUUUUCACACAUGAGACUUGCUGUCUCACUGGAGUGGUUGGCUUCAGUGGAUUGUGGUUCAUUUCAGAAUUGCCUGAGUGCCACAGCAGGGGCCAAGGAGGGAGAUGAACCAACCUGCACUGGGCAGCUGGCUCCUUGACUGUACGGGCAGGGAGAUGCUGGCCUCUGUAUUGCUGCUGUCUCCGUUUAUGUUUGCCACUGUUUAUGUAGCAAUGGACAGAGGAGCAGAGGACUUGGGUGGCGGCAGCAACUGUCUUUCAUCCCUGCCCUCAGCCAGAUCUUUCUGACACACCAACGCCCUAUCCACUGCUCCCACUGUACAGCCUUACAACUGUCUGUAUCCAUCAUCCACCAGUAAAUACUCUGGGAUAGAACUGAAUGCCAUUUUUUUUAUAACUUUGAACAAAAUAUAUUCACAGGCCUUCUCCUUCCUUUGCUGCAAUUAUGUCCACUACACACAGGUACUGACAUGGCCUGGCUGCUGCUGCUGCUGGUGGGACCAUGCCAGCCACAGUGCCCAGUCAGGAAGAACCCAGUCUACGUACAUCUCUGAUUGGGCAAAAAGGAUGGGAGAUUUCAGUCCCUGGGGAAGGUGUUUUUACAUACAUAAAAUCUCAUGACCUCCGUGUUAGAAAUCAGGGCAGGGGGAUUUGGGAAGAUUAAAUGACUUGUACAGCAGGGCUCCCAGCUUGUCAAGGAGAGCUUGGAGUUUAAACCAGAUGAAGCUCAAGCUCUUUCCAGUUUAUUCCAGGGCACUUGAGGCCUGGUUGCUAUGUAUACUGAGUCCUGUGCUGGGCCUUGAGAGCAGGAAGAUACCUUAAGUCUAAAAUGUUUGAAGGACUGGGUUACCAGGGCCAUCAUGCCAAGCAGGAAAGAUGGCUUGGGGUUUUGUAUUUAGCUUCAUAAUCCCAUUUAAAAUGUCCUGUGUGGGUGGGUAAAUUGCUUCCAUAAGCUUCCCAAUGGCACUAACACUCAUGCAGGAAGAAGAGGGAUGGGGGUGUCCCCGACAGAAGCUGCAGGUUUUCAGGCCAUGGGGUCUGAGCUCAGCUGCCUUACCUGUGACUUCCACCUACUGGGGAAGUGAAAGCUCGGGAGUGAGCAGCAAAGUUUGUUCUCAGCUUGAGUCUAGCACCAGCCCUGGCAGCCAGGCAUUAGCACUGAACACUCUUAAAGUCCUUGGGGUCCUCUGGCGAGAAAGCCUGCUUCACUCUUCCCUGCCCACCAACUCCUUGGCUCCACUAGCAGCUGCUGCUUUAAAAAACACCCACAGAGCCCUGGCUGGUGUGGCUCAGUUGGUUGAGCUUCGUCCCACGCACCAAAAGGUCCCUGGUUCAAUUCCUGGUCAGGGCAUACCCAGAUUGUGGAUUUGAUUCCCAGUUGGGGUGUGUACAGAAAGCAACUGAUCAAUGUUUCUCUUUCUCUCUCCC
Eptesicus fuscus (big brown bat) is the source of this 2957-nucleotide messenger RNA. It is a transcript of the gene RMND5B, whose product is annotated as required for meiotic nuclear division 5 homolog B. NCBI's taxonomy places the organism in Eukaryota, Metazoa, Chordata, Mammalia, Chiroptera, Vespertilionidae. The coding region runs from base 317 to 1498 and encodes 393 amino acids. The record is from RefSeq and is a predicted model, not a curated record. Gene Ontology annotation, biological process: proteasome-mediated ubiquitin-dependent protein catabolic process. The transcript has 10 exons. Gene Ontology annotation, cellular component: nucleus; cytoplasm; GID complex. Gene Ontology annotation, molecular function: protein binding; ubiquitin protein ligase activity.